GAUUCAUGAAUAUUCAAAUAAAGAAGAUAUUUAAAGACGCCGGCGCCAGGCGUAGAUCCCUGCCCCGCGCCGCCCGGCCCCCUUCACUGAGUUCAUCGUCUUAGCGGAAACGCCGCCAGCAUGUCCGAGAAACUACCCUACAAAGUCGCGGACAUCGGACUGGCUGCCUGGGGACGAAAGGCCCUGGACAUAGCCGAGAAUGAGAUGCCAGGUUUGAUGCGCAUGCGUGAGUUGUACUCGGCCUCCAAGCCGCUGAAGGGUGCUCGCAUUGCUGGCUGCCUGCAUAUGACUGUGGAGACUGCCGUCCUCAUCGAGACGCUCGUGGCCCUGGGCGCUGAGGUGCGGUGGUCUAGCUGCAACAUCUUCUCCACUCAGGACCAUGCCGCAGCCGCUGUGGCCAAGGCCGGCGUUCCAGUGUUUGCCUGGAAGGGCGAGACAGAUGAAGAGUACCUGUGGUGCAUUGAGCAGACGUUGCACUUCAAGGAUGGACCCCUCAACAUGAUUCUGGACGAUGGUGGUGACCUUACUAACCUCAUCCACACCAAAUACCCACAGCUUCUGUCAGGUAUCCGAGGUAUCUCUGAGGAGACCACGACUGGGGUCCAUAACCUCUACAAGAUGAUGGCCAAGGGAAUACUGAAGGUGCCUGCUAUCAAUGUCAACGACUCUGUCACCAAGAGCAAGUUCGACAACCUCUAUGGCUGCCGGGAGUCCCUCAUAGAUGGCAUCAAACGGGCCACAGAUGUGAUGAUUGCGGGCAAGGUGGCCGUGGUAGCAGGCUAUGGUGAUGUGGGCAAGGGGUGUGCCCAGGCCCUGAGGGGUUUUGGGGCUCGAGUCAUCAUCACUGAGAUUGACCCCAUCAAUGCACUGCAAGCUGCCAUGGAGGGCUAUGAGGUGACCACCAUGGAUGAGGCUUGUAAGGAGGGCAACAUCUUUGUCACCACCACAGGCUGUGUUGAUAUCAUCCUUGGCCGGCACUUUGAACAGAUGAAGGAUGAUGCCAUUGUGUGUAACAUUGGCCACUUCGAUGUGGAGAUUGAUGUGAAGUGGCUGAAUGAGAACGCUGUGGAGAAGGUGAACAUCAAGCCGCAGGUGGACCGCUACUGGCUAAAGAACGGACGCCGCAUCAUCCUGCUGGCUGAAGGCCGGCUGGUCAACUUGGGUUGCGCCAUGGGCCACCCCAGCUUCGUGAUGAGCAACUCCUUCACGAACCAGGUGAUGGCACAGAUUGAGCUGUGGACCCACCCAGACAAAUACCCCGUUGGGGUUCACUUCCUGCCUAAGAAGCUGGAUGAGGCGGUGGCUGAAGCCCACCUGGGCAAGCUGAAUGUGAAACUGACCAAGCUGACUGAGAAGCAGGCCCAGUACCUUGGCAUGCCCGCUGACGGCCCCUUCAAGCCUGACCACUACCGCUACUGAGAGCCGGGACUGCCCUUCACCUUCCAGCGCCAUCCUUGUUCCAGGCCCUACCUCUCUCCCAAGAGCAAAUGUCACCACUGUUUUGCCAGUGUUUGUCCCCCGCUGGGGCUGGUCACCCUGUCUUUGGCCUCUCUUGUAUCCCUCAUACAGUUCCAGGUGUGGCAGGGGGGACUGUGAGUCCCCAGUCAAGAUAGAGGUACCUUGGAGCCAUCCACAGGGAACAUGAGCUCAGAAGCCUUCAAGUCCUGAGGCUGGAUGCUGCUGCGGUAGUCACAAGGCCACGCACCUUACCGUCCAGGCCUCCCUUGGUCUAGGUCUGCGUGCUUGCUUUACAGAUCACUGGUUUCUCAGCCCAGGACCUGAGGAGCUCCAGCAAAGGGCAGGGGCCUCUGAGUUUGAAGGUUCCUGAGAGCUUGGCUUACUUACUAUAGGGCCGUCUUCUAAGCCUCACAAUACUGAGGCUGGUACUUUUGGUCCCUAUCUCACAGGGUUAAAAUAGAUUAAAGAGACAACCACAAAAGGACAAGUGACAGCUAGAGACUGAAAGGGGCCUGGAAGAACAGACAGGCAAAGCUCUGUCACUGUUGGUCACUGAUGGUUCCUAUCACAAGCCUGGGUCACAAAGAGAUUAAUUUAGUUUGUAAUGUUUAUAUAUUAUUCAGAAUGUUAACAGAGGAAGGUGGAUUAAAUGCAAUUUCUAGCACCUAAAGAAUUCUGACCUUUAUUAUGUAAGC
Acomys russatus (golden spiny mouse) is the source of this 2153-nucleotide messenger RNA. RefSeq names its product adenosylhomocysteinase (gene Ahcy). Gene Ontology annotation, cellular component: cytosol. Gene Ontology annotation, biological process: L-methionine cycle. Bases 121 to 1419 code for a protein of 432 amino acids. NCBI's taxonomy places the organism in Eukaryota, Metazoa, Chordata, Mammalia, Rodentia, Muridae. The record is from RefSeq and is a predicted model, not a curated record. Gene Ontology annotation, molecular function: adenosylhomocysteinase activity. The transcript has 10 exons.